AUGGUUAUCGAUAUACGUAAAAUAAGUAAUGGAGCUGGUCUAGCACGAUCUGCUUAUCAACAUGAACGUUUUUAUGUUCGUACAUUUCAUCUUUUUAUAGCAUAUCCAAUUUAUUCAUGCUUUUUACUUCUUAUUAUCUAUUUACAAAUAAUGGAUAUAAUACUUUAUUUUAAAAUACGUUCAAGAGGAUCAUUAGAUUUAAAUGUUAUUACAAUAACAAAUCAUACAAAUUUAAAUAAAUUUCAUCAAAAAAUGACUGAAACAUCUAAUGAUAAUCAUAUAUUUAAUUCAUUAUCAAUCAAAAAAAUGAUGGUUGGACAAAUUGCACAGUAUGUUAGAUCACCAUUAGCUGAAUAUGUUGAAUCAAAUCUUCAUUUUACAUAUUAUUUUCCAUCAAUAUCAGUUAAUAUUAUAUCAAUAUUUCAUUGUUUUUUAUCAUUAAUUUCAAUAAAAUUUUUUUCAAGUGAAUUAUUAUUUCAACGUCGAAUAGGCAUUUUAAUUUUUGAAUUUCGUAAUUUUCUUGAUUGUCUUGAUGGUGUUGUAUUUCGUGCACAUAUAAAAAAUUCACAUUAUAAGUCGUAUCAUGAUAAUUUUGGUUUUUAUAUUGAUAGUCUAAGUGAUGUAUUUGGUGGAAUAUGUCUUAUUAUUGGAUGUUUACUUUAUUUUUAUAAACAACGACCAUUUCGAUCAAUAAUACAUCAAGUUAAUCAAUCAUUAUCAACACGUUUAACAGCGAUAUUUUGGGAUAGAGAUGUACAAGCAUAUGAAGAUUUAUUAGAUUCAUAUAAAGAUAAAAUACACCAACAAACUUUACAAUUAACAAUUCUUCAUUCACCAUUAGCGAUAUUAAUAUUUUAUUUAUGGAGAUAUUUAUCAGCAAUAAGUAUUCAAGAUUAUCUUAUAAUUGCUAUUUUCUUUGAUCGAGCAUAG
Rotaria sordida is the source of this 930-nucleotide messenger RNA. The record is from the annotation of a GenBank genome assembly. Lineage: Eukaryota; Metazoa; Rotifera; Eurotatoria; Philodinida; Philodinidae.